This is a messenger RNA of Pneumocystis murina B123, 2271 nucleotides long. RefSeq lists its product as hypothetical. Gene Ontology annotation, molecular function: syntaxin binding. The coding region runs from base 127 to 2175 and encodes 682 amino acids. The record is from RefSeq and is a predicted model, not a curated record. Lineage: Eukaryota; Fungi; Ascomycota; Pneumocystomycetes; Pneumocystales; Pneumocystaceae. Gene Ontology annotation, biological process: vesicle-mediated transport; intracellular protein transport. The transcript has 9 exons. Gene Ontology annotation, cellular component: secretory granule; plasma membrane.
AAAAUUUAUAAAAUAAAAGAUUGUCUGAAUAUCUCAAAAAAAUCAGAUAUUUAACAGAAUAAAGAAUAUAUUUAAGAUAUUUCAGUAUAUUUAGAUAUAUUUGUUAAAAAAAAGAUUUUUAAAUACAUGUCAUUGAUUGAUAUUGUUCGAGAACAUUUUAUAGUAUCACUGAGGAGUAUACAGCCAAAGAUAAAGUGGAAAAUUGUAAUUGUAGACAAUGAAAGCUCAGAAAUUAUUAAUAAUGUUAUGAAUCUGAAUGAUUUCCUUGAAGAAAAUGUCACAUCGGUUGAAUUUAUUGAACAAAAACGACAAGCCAAUGCUACACUUGAAGCAAUAUACUUUGUUUCGCCAAAGUAUGAUACAAUUAAACACAUUUUGAACGAUACUUCUAAAGAGGAAAAAAUGUAUAGUGCAAUACAUUUAUUUUUUAUAUCUGGGUUAAGUGGUAAACUAGCAAAGAAAUUAACAGAAUCAUCAAAAACAACACCUAUUAAGACGACCAAUGAAAUGUAUCUUGAUUUUUAUCCUUUUGAAUCAAAAGUAGUUACAUUUCGUAAUUCAUUUUCAUUUCUUACACUUUAUAAUCCUUUUUGUACAGAGCUUAUUAAUAUGGAAACACAUAAUCUUGCAAAGAAGCUUGCAUCUGUAUGUAUAACUCUUGGAGAACUUCCUACUAUUCGAUAUUACUCACAACCUUCAACCAAUUCAUCCAAUCCUCAUUUUUGCACAAAGAUUGCAGAAUUACUUCAAGAACAACUUGAUAACUAUAAAAAGUCAAAUAAUAAUUUCCCACGAGAAUCUUCUCGACCAAAAAGUGUUCUUUUUAUAAUUGAUAGAACUUUUGAUAUUUGUGCCCCGAUUGUUCAUGAAUUUACAUACCAGGCAAUGGCUAAUGAUCUUCUUCCUAUAAAGAAUGGAAAACAAUACAAAUAUCAAAUCAAUAACUCCGAAAAAGCAGAAACUAAAGAAGCUGUUCUUACAGAAACGGAUUCUAUUUGGGCAGAAAUACGGCAUCAGCAUAUACGUGAUGCCAUAGAUAAAUUAAUGGGAGAUUUUAAUAAAUUUUAUGCAGAAAAUUCUGAUUUCAACGAUAACAAAAAAAAUACAAGUCUAAGUGAUAUGAAGAACAUGUUAUAUAGUCUUCCUCAUUUCCAGGAAAUGAGGGAUAAAUAUUCAUUACACAUAUCUAUAGUAUAUGAAUGUAUGAAAAUAUUUGAGGAGCAUAAACUUUUUUCUGUUGGUGUUAUUGAACAGAAUUGCGCAACUGGCUUAACAUCAGAGGGUAAAGUGCCUAAGACUGUAUUGGAAGAAAUGAUUCCUCUUUUAGAUGAUUCAUCUCUUUCAAAAACAGACAAAAUUCGGCUUAUAAUGUUAUAUAUAAUAUACAAAAAUGGCAUUUUCGAGGGAGAUUUAGAUAAGCUUUCAAAACAUUCAAAUUUAUCACCAAAAGAUGUUUCAGUUUUAAAAAAUUUAGAAUGUUUAGGCGUUCGUGUAAUAAAACCUUUAAAUGAUACAAAGCCUCGAAGAAAACCUAUACUAGAAACAAAAAAUAAUGACGAAAAUUCAUACGAGCUUUCUCGAUUUACUCCAUUAUGUAAAACACUUAUAGAAAAAUAUAUUAAUGGAAAUUUAAGCUAUGCAUUAUUUCCAAGUACAAAAGAUGUUUGCGAAAAAACUCAAAAUAUAUCUUUAAUACACGGUUCAUUACGUACAGGAAAACCAACAUGGGCUAAAAAAAAUGAUCUUGUUAGUGAGUCAGCUCAAAGAAUACUUAUUUUUAUUGUAGGAGGUGCAACAUAUAGUGAAAGUCGCAUUUGUUAUGAAUUAUCUAAAACUCAUGAUCGAGAUAUAAUCCUCAUAACUACUAAUAUGAUAACGACAAAAAAAUGGCUUCAAAACUUAUCAAUGUUAAAAUUACCAAGAGAAUCAUUAGGUCUUCCUAUUGAUCAGCUUCCAUCAAGAAUACCCUCAUUACGAAUACAUUCUAGAUCUUCUUUCAGAUCUAAAAGAAUACCCAAGGAUUCUAACCAUUCAAAUCAUAAUCGCGUUGAAAAUUCCAAUAAUACGUCAUUUAAAAAAACCUUAGAUAACAGUACUCAUGAGAACACAAAAAAUUCUCCUGCAAAAGGGAAGAAAGAUAGAAAAAGAUAUUUGGGCCUUUUUAACAAGAAUUAAAACCGUUUCUUCAUAUAUUUUUACAUACAAACUGGCCACUAAUUCAUUUUCCUAUAAUUUUUUUCAAAAAGUGCAGACACAUUUAAUAACCCUCUA